AUGGCAAGCUGGAGCUCCUUCUAUCUCCUACUCAGUUGUUGCGCGGCUAUCGCUUUGCCAGUGAUCCUGCUCAAAGCUCUGCUCAACAAGUACCGCAAUGGUCUCAGCGAUAUUCCGGGGCCAACGUGGGCUGCAUACACUGGGCUCUGGCGCCUUCACAACGUCUCCAAAGGGCAAGCCCACUUGACUUCGAUCGCUUUGCAUCGAAAGUACGGCAAACUCGUGCGGAUUGCCCCCAAUGUUGUGUCUGUUGGGGAUGCCAACGAGGUUGCUCGCAUAUACACCGUUAAGGGCGACUUCACCAAAUCAGCUUUCUACCCCAUCCAAUGUAUUACGUGGCACAAGAAGCCACAAAUGAACCUUUUCAGCACGCGUGAUGAGACACAGCACAGAGAACAGAAGAAGAAGAUUGCCAAUGCCUACACACUGGAAUCUUUGCUGAAGAUGGAACCCGCUAUUGACGAAUGUUCGAAAUUGCUGCUCGACAAGAUGCAUGAAUACGCCGAUCGAAAGGAAGCCUUCGAUCUGGGCACAUGGUUGCAAUAUUACACAUUUGACGUAAUAGGUGAGGUGACCUUCGAGAAGAAGCUCGGCUUUCUCGAACUCGGAGGUGAUGUGGACGGUAUGAUCGCAGCAAUUGAGGGCCUGCUUCUGUACGCAUCCCACUGCGGCCAGGUGCCUGAAUGGCAUCCUCGAUUGUUGGGAAAUCCACUUCUGCCCGUCCUGCUACCCCAGAUGGAGCAAUGGAAUGAGGUCUUGAACUUCACCCUCAAAGCGAUCAAUACGCGGACCGUCAUCGCAAAGAAUGGGGAGUUGGCGCUUGAAGAAGGACGCGUCGGCAACGACAUGCUCUCGAAGUGGGCUGCAGUCAAAUCGUUUGACCCCGACAAAAUGUCAACCAUUGAUGUCGUAGUGGCCCUGAGUACGAACGUGUUCGCCGGCAGCGAUACAACCGCUAUAGCGCUCCGGGCGAUUCUCUACUUCCUGAUGAAGAAUCCUGACAAGAUGCAGAAGCUGCAGGCAGAGAUUGAUGCAGCAGACAAGGCAGGCUUGCUCAGCAACCCAAUCAGCGACAAAGAAGCACGGAAUCUGCCGUACCUCCUGGCGGUCGAAAAGGAAGCGAUGCGUCUCCAUUCCUCUGUUGGUCUGCUGCUUGAGCGCCACGUCCCCAAAGGAGGAACAUCGAUAUGCGAUCAUUUCAUACCGGAAGGUACGAUAGUCGGCAUCAAUCCUUGGGUCCUACAUUACAAUGCCGACGUAUUUCCGGACCCUGACGCCUUUCAUCCUGAAAGAUGGCUCGAUGCCGAACCCAGCAAGCUCGCCGUCAUGGAAAAGCAUUUCUUCAACUUUGGGAGUGGCAGCCGCCAGUGCAUUGGCCGCAACAUCAGCUUGGUCGAGAUGCGGAAGCUGAUACCGCAGCUUCUUCGGGAAUUCGACGUCAGCUUGCAGAACGGAGAGUGGAAGGUCUCCAAUGUGUGGUUUACGCAGCAGAAAAUGCCGCUAUGUGUGCUCCGAAGACGGCACUGA
Baudoinia panamericana UAMH 10762 is the source of this 1527-nucleotide messenger RNA. RefSeq lists its product as uncharacterized. Gene Ontology annotation, molecular function: iron ion binding; oxidoreductase activity, acting on paired donors, with incorporation or reduction of molecular oxygen; monooxygenase activity. NCBI's taxonomy places the organism in Eukaryota, Fungi, Ascomycota, Dothideomycetes, Mycosphaerellales, Teratosphaeriaceae. Bases 1 to 1527 code for a protein of 508 amino acids. The record is from RefSeq and is a predicted model, not a curated record. The transcript is spliced from 3 exons.